Molecule: messenger RNA, 1464 nt
Organism: Cydia splendana
Lineage: Eukaryota; Metazoa; Arthropoda; Insecta; Lepidoptera; Tortricidae
Gene: ND-B17.2
Product: probable NADH dehydrogenase [ubiquinone] 1 alpha subcomplex subunit 12
Exons: 4
Coding region: 72-503 (143 amino acids)
Biological process (GO): mitochondrial respiratory chain complex I assembly; response to oxidative stress
Cellular component (GO): membrane
Source: RefSeq, a predicted model, not a curated record
UAAUCUGUCAAACGUCAAAUAGAAAUUACUAUUUUGCUUUGCUGCAAAACGAAAAUUGAUUUGGCUUAAAAAUGUCCAUUGCAAAGAUAUUUGCGCUAGAUAAGGUAGCCAAUUUCUUCAACAUCAUACGCCAAAAUGGAGGCAUUCGAGGUUCCCUGUGGAAACUAUACCGUCAGGAUGAACUGAAGGACGGUACCCUAAUAGGCGAAGACAAGUUCGGCAACAAGUACUAUGAGAAUCCCCGCUACUUCUAUUCCCGUAAUCGCUGGGUGGAGUACUCUCCCAACUUUCACAUGAACUAUGAUGCCAGUCAGGUCCCCGCUGAAUGGUUCGGCUGGCUGCACUACAAGACCGAUCUUCCCCCACACCAGGACCCCAGCCGACCUAAAUAUGAUUGGAUGCUCUAUGGCAACGAGAACCUCUCCGGCACCAAGGGGCAAUAUGUACCCUACAGCACCACCAGACCCAAGGUCGAGGCCUGGGUCCCCAAGUCCAAGGAAUGAACUGUUUACAACCCCUGUUCUGAUAUACAGUCUUGACAGUAAAGAGUAGAAAUAGAGGGCGCCACUGCGCGAAAGCAACGUUGUGUAUUAGCCUAUUAGCGCCAUCUACAGCCACUUUUGGGAACCCACCAUUUUUUAAAUGCUCUGUUAAGUAGUGUUACAGUUGAAAAUCGAAUCAAACGCCUUAAAACCCAGGUGUACCCAAGUAGGUACAAUGGGCGCUAAUGGGUUUCUAUGUUGUACAUACAUUCAUAAUGAUAUUAUACUUUGGCAAACCUAUAUUGUAGUAGAAGUAGGCACGAAAUGACUACGGGAGGACAACUCAUCGCGCCUACAUUUUUAUGAUAUAUCCAUCUCAUUCUGCCGCAUAAGAACGUAUUGUAUGAUAUGUAUUUGACAAGGGUUCAUCCACUUAUUACGUCACAGCAACCGGGCCUGGGGGGGGGGGGGGGCACUCUUAGUGUGACAGUACGUAUUAAAUACUUACCUAUCUCUUUCCUAUGAAAAAGUAUGACAGGGGGCGGGGGGAGUCUAAAGAUCGUAAUUUUGUGUGAUGUAAUUAAUGGAUGACCCCCAAUCGUAUCACCAUCAAGUUCCUCUUUAUUUUCUACCAUUUCUACUCUUUACCAUCGAACUGUACCUACAUGUUGCAUCUAUUUUAGUUAUUUUAUAACCUAUAAGUAAAUAAAAUUAUAGGUUAUAAUGUGAACUAAAGUAAAGGUAAAUCGUAUGAUUUGUCGACCCCCUUAUUCAUAAACGCGCUACAAACCUCAAUUAGCUAAUAAUCGUCCUUAUCUGUCAUUUUGACUUAUGUAUUUGUAAGAAAGGGAUAAAACAUAAUUUAACUAAAUCAGGCCCGUAAAGUUUCAUGAAUAAGGGGGUUAGCCAAUAUCUUUAAAAUACUGGCACUUGUUACAUUUUAGUUUUAAGUAGAAAAUGGAAUAAAUCUAUUUAUACAAGC